Struthio camelus australis is the source of this 5873-nucleotide messenger RNA. RefSeq lists its product as uncharacterized. The record is from RefSeq and is a predicted model, not a curated record. NCBI's taxonomy places the organism in Eukaryota, Metazoa, Chordata, Aves, Struthioniformes, Struthionidae. Gene Ontology annotation, biological process: regulation of apoptotic process; apoptotic process.
AGGGCAAUAACUUCUUCAGCGGCUGCUGGUAAUUCUGACAGGGGUCAUAGAAAAGCCUAAAACUUAAAAAAAGAAAAAGCCUUGGGGUUUUAAAGAGUAUACUAUACUCCUCCUUGCCGUUUCACCCUGAGCGUCCAAAGUACCCGUUUUCCCGUAAUGCUAACUAGUUCUUAAUCUUCUGUCAUCUUAUCGAAGACCUUGUCCUUGUAAAAUGGAAUAGAGAUUUAUAUUUGCAACAGGGAGGAUGAUGUCAUGUUUUGGAAGAGUUGGCUAUGGAUUGAAGGCAUAUAUGCAAACAACCAAGCCUCUAUUUGUUUUUCAUUUAAAUUUUAGUUUGCAUAGGCAGCUAGUAGAAUCUGAAACAGUUUGAGAUAUGCUUUGAUACCUCAGGGAUAAAGGGCAAGAGUCCUAUUUGGUAAUCUUUAUUUACGUAAUUAGGGCCUGGGAAUUUUGAGCCCUAAUAUUGGAAUGAGAGUAUCAGUAGUAGUUUACUACUUUCAUAACUAUCCUUAAAACACUCUAAGUUGCAUAUUGUAAUUCUGAAUAGUUUUACCGUGGGAUAGCUGCAUAAAACACAUAAAAUUGUAUGCAUAAGAUAUAAAUUACACAUUCAUUAUAAACAUACACAGAAUAAAAUAUAUAGACAUAAUACAUAAGCUACAGUUAACCCAUGCAGCGCCUUCUACUGAAAGAUUGUUGUGAGUGCCUUCUUAAAAAACAUUACCGCAGCAAAUCUAAUCAAACUGAAUACAAGAAGAUUUCAGGACCUAUAUUUUCUUCAACUCACCUGCCAGUACAUUCGAUUUAGUAACAUAUUCCUUUUUCAAGAAAAAGAUUUUCUGUUCCCUUUUGCUAGGUGGAAAAAAGCACGAAUAGAAAAAAAUGACUAUGCGAAGUAAAGAGUCGAAAUACUCUUUCUACCAAAGAUGCUUCAUUAUUCAGUCACAAUUAUGUUCAUAAAGAGCCAUAAUUUCCAUAUCAUCAGGCAUUUAGAGGGCUGGAUUUUUUAAUUUGGAGUUAGGCCCCUAUUCAGCACAGCAUUAACUAUGUUUAACUUGAAAUACGUUAUUCCUUCUGCUGAAGGCAUUUCAUCAUUAAAAUUAAGCUUUUAGUUUGGCUAGUCAAAGCCUUAAAAAAAAAAAAACAAGUUUUUUGAUCUGUAUGCUAGUGUGGAAGUGUUCUCUAUUCGUUUUACAGGAUCCUGCUUUCCUCUUUCUUGGAUGUGUUGUGAGGAUUAGAUCUAUGUUCGCUUGAUAUCUAAAUGACAAGCUAUUGCUCACGCGCACUUACAACCUACUGGUUUCUGUAAACUAAAAUCGGUUUGGCAUUUCUUUGUGUGUAAAUGAGAGAAAGAAGGAAGGCGUGAAACGGAUGAUGAGAAAGAAGAUCAUUACAUCCUGCUCUGGGGAGUCUAGGGAGCGUGCAGCUCCUCUUGCCCAACUCUGUAUGGAUACAGACUUGAGAAACCAAACAGGCCCGUAUUAAUGCAGCUUUCACGUAUAUGUUUAUAUACACCUAUGCCUAUUUUUACCCAGAUUAAGGAGAAAAAAAAAAUGAAAAAGCAGUAAAGGUCCUGAACUUGGCCCUUAGUUGCCAAGGAGGAAACUCUUAAGCUUUGCUUUGAAACUAACUUAGACACCUCUUGUACAUCUUCAACGUAGUAGCCCUGUCAGACUGCCUUUGCCCCGACGCUGUCAGUUCUAUAAAAUACCAUUAUAAAUACCCUCUUUGUCAGAUCUUCCUUACGCUAACGUCGAGACAAAUAGGUUGGCAAAAACAGCAUAGCAGGCUGCAGCUGAAUUCUGGACAGCAUGAGCUAAUAGCUAUGACAGUUUCUUUUUUAGCCUGUGGGAGGAAGGUAUUAUCAUAACAGGUGUGAGGUAGCAUAUGUUGCAGUUUGGGCUUUUGUCGUGGGAUUGUAUGGUUUGUUUACAUGUCUGAUUUCUGUAGUGCAUUGACUUAUUAUAGGUCUUUUUCAGAACUCAGUUUUCAUCUCAUACAGAUAUAGACGUUUCCAUUGUGUGGCUCUCUGAAUCUGAAACUCGCAUCUAUUCUAGAAAUGAAGAGGAAAAAGAAAAAAGAAAAUACCUUUUUUAGAGAAAUUUUCACAAUGUAAAGUCUAAUUAUACUUAGUAUAAACUUGCAAUAGACAGUUGACUUCUUAUGCCCAUUUUUGAUACAUUUUAUCCACUGUAUUAUUUGUAUUCUUACUAAAAAACUUUUGCAAGCCCCAAAGAAACACCAUCAACGCGUUCCCGUUUGUUUGACUCUCCCUGUGAUGCCCACGCCGUAUAGGAAGAAUAACACUACACUUUUAGAUGUUUACUUGUACAUUGGAGAGUGCAGUUGGGUUAAUUUCUAAAAGUCCAAAAUUGCAUACUUUGACUGUUUCUCUGUGCAGUCCAUUGGGGCGAACUGCGUACAGAGAUCUGACGCUUUAGAUGUCCAAGAGCAGUACUUCAGCAUGCCUGGGUUCCUCCAAACCUUGCUCAGCCAUUGCUAAUUUUUCAUUCACGGACAUUCAGGACCACUUGAAGCUCAUGCCUGAGCUUUGGUGGCGUUCUCAGGCCAGGAGCUGCCCUGUUCAAUCCAGUUCAUAUGGCAAUAGCAUACGUGUUGCAUCAGACUUUGCACAGAAAAUGGACAGGGAUGCACUCGGGUGAAUCUGAUCAGCUGCUCAUCACCACUACACCCAAGAGCCUGCUAGUUUAGAUGUUCACUCGGCAAACGGAAGAGUAAGUUCAUGUACCUGCUCCAGUGAAUACGGAUUUAUUUAAAGUGGAACGGCAUCACUGUGUGGUAGGUAUGGAGCCUUGUCCGCAGUUCAGAGCUAUGAAGCUCUGGGUGACAGCAUCUGGAAAUCGGAUAUGGUGUUGGAGCACUCCAAGUCCCUGUAUGGACAUAACCCUUUUCUUCUGAUUUUUGCUCGGAUUGGGGAGAGGGACAUAAAAUAACAGAGAAAAGAAGCAUUUCAAACAGGAUAGAGCAUCUUUUGAAACAAACAUAGCACCUGAAACAUUUUUUUUUUUUUAAGAUGACUGUAUUUAAUUAAACCUUUUAACUAUCUUGUAGAAUAUGGCUAGAUUCUGCCAUUCUUAUGCAGAAAUCCACAGGUGUCCCCUUGGAAGAAAGGAGUGUGGUAUUUCUUUUCAGGAACAGUUAGGUCAUACAACUCGUUAAUAGCAUUUGGAAUAAAAUUCAGAACGCCUGAUCGUAACUCCUGUCUCUAACUGCCAAACUAUACAGCUCUUCAGAAACUGGAUAUAUUUAAAAUCGUAGAUUUUCAGCAUUUAUACAAGUAGAGCAGAAAUGAUACAAAGGAAAAAAUAUAAUAGUCAGCUAUAAUUAAUCUAUAUGACAUAUGCUAAUAUCUACUGAGCAUAAACUAAUCCUUAUAAUUCUUUUCCAAAACUACGAUCACAUUAAAUGGCAGUGAAAGAAGUUGUCACUUUUGUAGAACCAUAAAUAUUUCCAGUUAUUUAGUAUCAAGUUUCUGGUAGUUUAUGGAAGUGCGUUUACUUAUGCCAUUAUAAAUAUACAGUAAUUAGUAACAGUUUCGCUUUGUGGAGAAUGUAAAUUUCUUCUAAAUAUUGCAAGAAGAUCAAGGAGCCCUCAGUGCACAAAGGCCCCAAUCUUCUCCCAAGUGUAAAACUAGAAAAAAUAGAGUUUAGGCAUUGCGUGAACACGUCAGAACAAAUGCACUGCAAGCAGCACUAUGACAGAUAGAUACCUUUUGCUUUGUUUAGCUCUGUCUCUGGGAAUAUUUUAUGUAAGUUCUAUUUAUUUGGCCCAGUGAGAGUGUGCUUAAAAGGACAAAGGAAUCUAGCCUGGGGGAAAGUCCAGUCAUUGUUUUCCAAGAUCACUCCAUCAACAAAAGGAAUUAGCUCUCUAAUGACCUAGCUCGGAACUGAAGGCACCAUAAAGGAGAAGGCCAAAAAUAUGCCGCGCAGAAAUUAAGCAUAUCUAGAAGCCUGUCAUUACGUUUAAUAAUCAGGCACCCCAAAGACAAUGAGCAGAGCCUCCCUGGGGCAAUCGUGCAGAAGCAAAUAUCCAAGGGGCAGGAAGAGUGCUAACUGUCCAAGGGCGUGUGUGUAGUCUUACAUAAUCCGGUUGCACAGCUCUGAUGUCAUUUUGCUGGUAAGUCAGAUACAACCAUUUGUAAAAACUACAAAACCAUUAGCUCUGCUCUGAGCUCUGCUGUUUGUGAACUGAACCUCUUUAGUGCUUUUAGGAAAGCAUAUCACGACACUAGAAAUAAUAGAGGUUUCUCCACUUAUGCUGAAGCCCAUUAAGUUUUGCCUUUUAUUUCACAAGAGAACAGGACGACGGCUUGUGAUAAGCUUACGUGCUAGAUCAUGGCUGCUGGUUGUGAAUUACUUUCCAACUGUAUGAGCAGACAGCUGCAUUGAUUUCACUGGUUCUCACUGUCCACUUAUAGGUUUGGAAAAUUACUAAUACAUUUAAAUCUUUGCAUGAUGAUUGAGGUCCAAAGUCUUCUUGUAAUCGCCAGGGUGACAGACUCCAGCUGAAGAAGGCAUAGAACUCUGAACUAAACUCAGGACCUGUGAAAUAAUCCCAUUCAAGUUGUAUGUUUUACGUAGUUUACUGAAUGGGGACCUCAAUCGGUGGGUGUGAUUUAAUGCUAGGCAAGUCAUUGCAAACGUUGCAGGAAAGCAUCAGGUACUAAGUGAAACUACUGAGAAACUAUGCUUAUCUACAUCAGCUAUAUUUAGCUAGAUAUUUUCCAAUUUCUAGGCUGUUUUGACCCAAUAUAAAGACGUAGCAGUCUGAAUGCUGCAUGUUCGAACUGCUGUACGUCUGUCUGCUGGUUCACUGAAACUUUCCUUUGCCUACUCUCAGAAUAGUUCUCAUCUUAGCAACGCUUGCAUUCGGACUGGAAAAUUAAAAAGGACAACUCAGUAUGUUAAACAAUUUCUAUCUCAAAUGAAAAUAGUUAAUACUACAAGAAACCAUGGGAUUGUCUUUCCUCUCUUUUUGCAGAAUAAGAUGUCUCAAACAAGGAGAACUCCCAGGCACUUUGUUCUCUCCAGCUACCCAAGUGGAGCACCAGGAGAGGAAAGUUACAGCAGCCUCCUAACAAUUCCAGACACCACACAGCAAAUGGAGUUUAAUAUCAGCACAGCUAUCCAGGUUGGCCAUCAGCUGGCAGUAAUUGGGGAUGAAUUUAAUAGAACAUACAACAGGAAGUUUGAAGAUACACUGCUUCACCUGGCUCGUGGGGUUGCUAUCAGUGUUUUCCAGACAUGGAAUAUUAUUAAAAGUGUUAUAAGAAGCCUUGGAAAUCUUUUGAGCAAUAACUGGACUAAGAAGAUCAUUGGUUAUGGAAGCUGGAUUUGUAGGCUUCCUUUCAGGUGUGUGUGCCAGAAGCUGGUGCCUGCAGCCUUGCUUGUUGUUGCUUUUUGGUGGACCAUAAAUUAUGGACUGCGGAAUUAAUACAGAGAAUUACAGGAGGUCAUUGCUGGACUCUGACCAAUACACUCAACACCCAGGUGGUGGCAGUCGGUUUGUUUUUCAAAUUUUCAUUGAUAAAAAUCUCUUUUAUAUUUAAAGCCUAGGCUAGUGCUGGGUCACUGCUGUUUCAUACCUUUUUUUAAAAGAAAAACAUUUAAAAUAAUACGAGGUUGUUGCUGGAUAACUGCCUGACUUGCUAGUUUUGAAAUGUGAGUCUGGGUGAUUAGAAAGUUUGUUUUUGUCUUUUUUGUUGUUUUGUUCUAAUGCAACAUACAGCAUCUACUUCAUAUAAACAACUUUCUAAAAAAGACUGUGGAUUUGGGGAAGACUGAAGGAAUGCUGGUCAUCCUUUAAAUUUUAACACUGUAAAAGCAAUAGUAAAGAUUAAAAUCAUGAUACUU